GUACUGGUGCAAAGGUCAACCGCUAGAUCAACAGUGAACGUAAAAAAUUCAUUCGGGCAUCGAUAGAUUACCUCCAAAGGCGCUGACUCUCGCGCUCUCUGUUCUGACACUGCCACGGCCUAUUCACCACUGCUGGUUCCGUCUGUUCUGCAUGUAAAUUAAACUUUUGCCGUUAAAGGUUUAUUUUAUUUUAUUUUUACCAUGGCUCAACAGGAGUAUAAGCUUCUCGGGGACCUGAUGUUUACAUACAAAGGCAUGGUGUUUCCUGUGAAUGACAAGCAAGAACUGACCACAGAAUAUAUUGACAGCUUGGAAGACUUUGAGAUCAGAGAUAGCGAUGUUUUCCUCGUCACUUUCCCCAAAUCCGGUACAAUAUGGACCCAGCGUAUCAUCACUCUGAUCUUUGAGGAUGAUUUCCCGGAGGAGGCUGACCUGAACACAUAUAUGAGAAUGCCGUGGUUGGAGUUCAUUGACAAGGGGAUGAGUUACUGUAACAGGCCCUCACCGCGUCUCUUCUGCUCCCAUCUCCCGCAGCAUCUCAUGCCCAAGGGUCUGCACAGGAGACAGGCAAAAGUCAUCUAUUUGGCCAGGAACCCUAAAGACGUCCUCGUGUCCUACUUCCACUUCUCCAAGUUCAUGAAGAUAAUCGAGAGCCCAGAUCACUACGACGAGAUGCUUGAAAAGUUCUUCUGUGGAUGGAUGUUGGGAGGCUGUUGGUUUGAUCAUGUCAGAGGAUGGCACCAAAACCAGGACAAAUACAACAUCUUGUUCCUCACCUAUGAACAAAUGAUCAAGGACGUGAGGUCGGUGGUAGUGUGUCUGGCGGAGUUUCUGGGGAAGAAUCUGUCCGAUGCAGCGAUUGACCGCAUAGUGGAACUGGUCACCUUCAACAACAUGGAGAAAGAUGACAAGGCCAACUACGAGUUUCUGCCUGAAGAGGUUGCGGACAAAAAUAAGGGAAAGUUCCUCCGCAAAGGGACAAUAGGAGACUGGAAGAACUCAUUGACGGUGGCCCAGAGUGAACGUUUUGACCGGGUCCACCAGGAGAGGAUGAAGGACGUACCUCUCAACUUCAUCUGGGACAUCACUGAGCUGCAGGGCUGAUACAGACAUAUACACACAUGCACGCUCAUGCAGACACACACACACACGCACAAAGAAAUGCACCAUAGACACUGACUAACAGACACACACAUAUUCUCCCGCAAGCACAUAAACACACACACACGCAAACACAAUAUUAUGUUCAAUUUGAAUGACAUACAGACAUUUGUUUAAUAAUGUAAAUGAAAAUGAAAUAAAUGCCUUAAACAUA
Molecule: messenger RNA, 1315 nt
Organism: Esox lucius (northern pike)
Lineage: Eukaryota; Metazoa; Chordata; Actinopteri; Esociformes; Esocidae
Product: amine sulfotransferase-like
Exons: 6
Coding region: 202-1104 (300 amino acids)
Biological process (GO): sulfation
Cellular component (GO): cytoplasm
Molecular function (GO): sulfotransferase activity
Source: RefSeq, a predicted model, not a curated record